AUGACGCCGAGCCAGGCGUUGAUGAUGCUCUCUGCGGGCAUGUCCGCUGUAACGGGCAUUGCUUCGAAGCCGAACUUCAUUUUUAUCAUGACCGAUGACCAGGAUAUGCACCUGAACUCUUUGGACUAUCAACAAUCGGUUCAGAAACAUUUCGCUCAAGAGGGGACGUGGUUCAAGAAACACUUUUGUACUGUGUCACUGUGCUGUCCGUCGCGGGUGUCCCUUUUGACAGGGAAAGCGGCGCAUAACACCAAUGUCACGGAUGUUUCUGCCCCAUAUGGUGGAUAUCCGAGAUUCAUUGAGGAGGGUUUCAACAAUGACUAUCUUCCAGUCUGGCUGCAAAAUGCGGGAUAUAACACGUAUUAUACGGGGAAGAUGAUGAAUGGUCAUUCCAUCAAUACCUACGACAAACCACGCAUCAACGGCUGGAACGGGUCCGAUUUCUUGAUCGACCCUGGAACUUAUAUCUUCUACAAUGCCACAAUGACACGCAACCACGAGCCAUACAGAAAUCUUCCCGGGGAGUACUCUACUGAUCUUGUCGCUGCUGCCGCCGUUGGCUUCCUCGACGAUGCCAUCGCCGCAUCAAAUCGACCAUUUUUCCUCGGCAUCGCGCCAAUUGCCCCCCAUUCUGAAACGAUCACGAGACCAACGGUCAAGUUCAAUGCACCAGUACCGGCGAAAAGGCACGAACAUUUGUUUCCAAAUGUUACUGUCCCAAGGACGCCGGGGUUCAACCCAGACACUCCGGGUACAGCCUCGUACUUCAAGACACUCCGACAGCUCAAUCAAUCUGAAAUCGAGUACAACGAUGACUGGUACCGUAAAAGGCUGCAAUCUCUGCAGUCGGUAGAUGAGCUCAUCGACUCGAUCAUGGAUCGCUUGAGCGCCAGCCCGGAGGUGCUAGAGAACACCUAUCUCAUCUAUACGACAGAUAACGGCUUCCACAUCGGGCAACACCGCCUUCCGCCAGGGAAAAGCUGUGGCAUCGAAGAAGACGUCAACAUCCCAUUCUUUAUCCGCGGCCCAGGCGUCGCCAAAGGCGCAGUGGAAACUAUUCCUUCCAGUCACACCGACAUUGUACCCACGCUUUUCACUCUCGCAGGCAUCCCGUUGCGCGAAGACUUCGACGGAGAGCCUAUUCCGGUCACAAAAGAGCAGCUAGCGCGCAGCGAUAAGAGUGAGCACGUCAACAUUGAGUUCUGGGGCGAAUACCUAGUCGAAGGAAACACUUUCUUUGGACAGAACAAGAUCGCAAAUAACACGUACAAGACUGUUAGAGUGAUUGGAGAGGAAUAUGAUCUUGCGUAUUCAGUAUGGUGCACGAAUGACCAUGAGCUAUAUGAUAUGACCAACGAUCCUUAUCAACUUCAAAACUUGUACAAUACCGACGACACCGUCAACGCUUGGCCCAUCGCCAAGCUAGCUUCGCGACUCAACGGACUCCUGCUUACUCUCAAGCGCUGCAAAGGUCGGGCAUGUACGAGGCCAUGGGAGAAACUGCACCCUGUCGGCGACGUUCGGAAUCUGAAGGAUGCGAUGGAUGAGAGGUAUGACGAGUUUUACUUGGAGCAUCAGCACCCCGUUACGUUUUCAGAGUGCGCGCUAGGACAGGUAUUGAGUGUCGAGGGGGAGUUGGAACCGGUAGUUUGGCGGCCGGAGUGGGAUGAGUGGAGUUAUGCCACUUAG
Molecule: messenger RNA, 1689 nt
Organism: Cucurbitaria berberidis CBS 394.84
Lineage: Eukaryota; Fungi; Ascomycota; Dothideomycetes; Pleosporales; Cucurbitariaceae
Product: arylsulfatase precursor
Exons: 5
Coding region: 1-1689 (562 amino acids)
Biological process (GO): phenol-containing compound metabolic process
Molecular function (GO): N-acetylglucosamine-6-sulfatase activity; arylsulfatase activity; glycosaminoglycan binding
Source: RefSeq, a predicted model, not a curated record